Etheostoma spectabile (orangethroat darter) is the source of this 2518-nucleotide messenger RNA. RefSeq names its product UTP25 small subunit processor component (gene utp25). Gene Ontology annotation, molecular function: rRNA binding; U3 snoRNA binding. NCBI's taxonomy places the organism in Eukaryota, Metazoa, Chordata, Actinopteri, Perciformes, Percidae. Gene Ontology annotation, biological process: maturation of SSU-rRNA from tricistronic rRNA transcript (SSU-rRNA, 5.8S rRNA, LSU-rRNA). Gene Ontology annotation, cellular component: nucleolus; small-subunit processome. The coding region runs from base 82 to 2361 and encodes 759 amino acids. The record is from RefSeq and is a predicted model, not a curated record. The transcript is spliced from 12 exons.
GGGGAGGGCAGUAACUCGGCUGCUGCUAAUUCACCUCCACCGAAGAAGCUGUAGAACCGCACGUGUUACCACAGUGUCAACAUGGGGAAAAGAAGGCAAAAUAAGCAGCUUUUUACAAAUUUAACAAAAAAACAGAAGAAACACUUGAAGGAGUUCGGAGAGGAGCAUCCAUUUCAUGAUGUAGUUGGCGCAAGACCUGAAAGAACUGAGAUAUUGGAACUGCCAGCAAGCCCAGGACAGUCUGACGUUGAGCCUGAUGAGCUAGAAGAUGAGGAGGAGGAACCAGAGCAGAAAACAGCCUAUCAGAAGCUUCUUUCAACUCUCAGCCACCCCACCAGUAAUGACCAGAGUGAAGAGGAGAGCACUGAUGAUGAAGAGGAAGAAGAAGAGGAGCUCCUUGUUGAAGGGGACAGUGAUGAAGUUGGUGAUGAUAGUGAGCAUGAAGAUGAAGAUGAGGAAGAAGAGCCCAAGGAUGCAGCUGAGGCUCUGACUGAAGCAGUAGAAGGGGAGGAGAUGGUGGAGCAGGAGGCAGGAGAUGAGUUCGUAGACAAGGAGCAUGAGUCCCAGUUCUGUCUGGAGACCAACUUCACGGAUGAAGGAGGACAAGAGGAGACUGAAAGCACUGCAGAACAGGACGACAGCAAAGACAUGUUUGUACAGCAUUUGGACACGGAGCUUGGUGAAGAAGAUGUGCAAAAGAUAACAUCUGGUAGCAAAGCCAAGUCUCAGAUCACGUGGGCAAAAUUGGGCAAUUUACUCUGUGCCAUUCCACUGGAAAGGUUUGGAUUCAUCGGCCCACAGAAAGAAUCAAACCUGCCAGUUUUUCACAAAGUUUUGGAGACCCGCUGGAAGGAUCUGAACCAGACCUCCAACUCUAAAGGGGUGACUGAGGUGGUUGCCCCACUGCAGCUAGAGCUGCUAGCUCUCAUGGGCACCUACAAGGACAUCUAUUACCCAGAGGCCUGUCCUGUGAACCAGGGCCCUCAAGUUAGCAGUGCAUACUGCCUCCACGUGCUCAACCAUGUUCUGAAGGCCAACUCCCGGGUCCUGGCUCAUAACGCGCUGUUAAGGGAACAGAAAACUCAGGCUAAAGCUGGAGCUGAGCCGCAGGACGAACCAAGAGACCAAGGACUGACCCGGCCCAAGGUCCUAAUUCUCGUUCCAUUUCGAGGCGGAGCUCUGCGAAUCGUGCAAACGCUUAUCAGCCUGCUGGAGACCAAAGGCAAGAAGAUAGUGGUGAGCAACAAGAAAAGGUUCAAGGAAGAGUUUGGAGAAGAGGCAGAGGACAAGGCAACCAGGGUGCAAAGACCAGAGGAGUACAGCGCCAUCUUCUCGGGCAAUGUGGAUGAUCACUUCAGGCUAGGCAUCUCCAUUGUGAGGAGCAGCAUACGUCUGUACUCCCCGUUUUAUUCAUCAGACAUCAUCAUUGCAUCUCCGCUGGGUCUCCGAACAGUAAUUGGAGCAGAGGGAGAAAGUAAGAGAGACUUUGACUUCCUCUCCUCUAUCGACCUGCUGGUGGUGGACCAGGCAGAUGUCCUACUCAUGCAGAACUGGGAGCACGUCUUGCAUGUAAUGAAGCACAUGAACCUGCAGCCGCUGGACUCCCAUGGUGUUGACUUCUCCAGGGUGAGGAUGUGGAACCUGAACAACUGGGCAAGACACUACCGGCAGACGCUGGUGUUCAGCUCCAUUCAAGACCCACAGAUCAACAACAUCCUCACCAAGCACUGUGCCAACUACCGCGGACAGAUUGCCACUAAGAACAUGCCAAAAACAGGUUCCAUCUGCCAGGUGCUGGUUCAGCUGCCUCAUGUUUUUCAGAUGUUCUCCUCUGACAGCUUCCAGGACCAUGAUGCCCGGUUUCAGUUCUUUGUAGACAAAGUGCUUCCCCAGUACAGGGACUCCGUUAUGUCCCACACUCUGAUCUACAUCCCGUCUUACUUCGACUACAUCCGGUUGCGCAACUACAUGAAGAAAGAGGAGCUAAACUUUGCCAGCAUCUGCGAGUAUUCCAGCAGGUCAGAGGUGUCCCGAGCCAGGCACUUCUUCCAGAAAGGGGAUAAACACUUCCUGCUCUUCACUGAACGCUUCCACUUCUACAAGAGAUACACCAUCAAAGGCAUCCAGAAUUUGAUAUUUUAUGGAUUGCCCUCCUUCCCCCACUUCUAUAGCGAGGUGUGUAACAUGCUGGCAGCGGGGGGUCGGGGGGAGGAGGCCAGCUGGACCUGCACUGCCGUUUUCUCCCGCUACGAUGCACACAAGUUAGCGGCCAUCACCGGAGCCCAGCGAGCCGGGCAGAUGCUGCACUCCAACAAGACUGUUCACCUCUUUGUUACAGGAGGGGAGGAUAAAGCUUCCUGAUGGAGCUGGACAGAUAAAGGAGCACCUCUUCAUAAAGCCACGGGAGAUAUCUACUGUACAUUAACACAGUAAGAUGACUCUGGACUGAACGGUUUUGAACGCCUGUCUGUGAUAGUGGAUUGCCAUGUGGCACAACACAGAGUACCUGGUUUGACAU